Molecule: messenger RNA, 1819 nt
Organism: Cryphonectria parasitica EP155
Lineage: Eukaryota; Fungi; Ascomycota; Sordariomycetes; Diaporthales; Cryphonectriaceae
Product: 26S proteasome subunit P45
Exons: 4
Coding region: 180-1577 (465 amino acids)
Biological process (GO): proteasome-mediated ubiquitin-dependent protein catabolic process
Cellular component (GO): proteasome regulatory particle, base subcomplex
Molecular function (GO): proteasome-activating activity; ATP hydrolysis activity; ATP binding
Source: RefSeq, a predicted model, not a curated record
ACAAAACCUCGCCUCCAAGACACAACAUUCCCUUCCUCAACAAAUAGUUCUCUUGUCCGUCACCUACGCCCAGCUUACGUGCCCAUCACCACUGCUCACUGCCCUGCUAUUUUCCUCCUUUCCCUGGACCACACCCACCUUCUUACUCUUCGAAGCCCUUGUGAGACGAGGUCCUCGCCAUGUCGACCCUCGAGGAGCUCGAUGACAUCGAUCGCCAAGGCCGCGACGACAAGGACAAGAAGGACGAUAGGGAUGAUGCCGGCAGGGGCAAUGGGAAGGCCCCAGGCGGUGAUGCCGAUGCGGAGAUGAAGGAUGCUGCAGAGGAGGAGAACGACCUGAUCGACGAGGAGAUCCUACAGCUCAGCACCCAGGACAUACUCAACCGCAGGCGGCUGCUCGACAACGACGCCAGGAUCAUGAAGUCGGAACACCAGCGCCUGCAGCAUGAGAAGGCAACCAUGAACGAAAAAAUCAAGGAGAACCGCGAGAAGAUUCAGAACAACCGACAAUUGCCUUACUUGGUCGGCAACGUCGUCGAGCUGCUAGAUCUCGACCCUACGGCCGAGUCGUCAGAGGAAGGAGCAAACAUCGAUUUGGACGCGACACGGGUUGGCAAGUCCGCCGUCAUCAAAACCUCCACCAGGCAGACCAUCUUCUUGCCACUCAUCGGCCUGGUUGACCCCGAGAACCUGAAGCCUGGCGACCUCAUCGGUGUUAACAAGGACUCCUAUUUGAUCCUCGACACUUUGCCCGCCGAAUACGACUCCCGCGUGAAGGCCAUGGAGGUCGACGAGAAGCCUACGGAGAAGUACAGCGAUGUGGGCGGGCUGGACAAACAGAUCGAGGAGCUCGUCGAGGCCAUCGUGUGGCCCAUGAAGGAGGCCGAGCGCUUCAAGAAGAUUGGCAUCAAGGCACCCAAAGGUGCACUGAUGUACGGCCCCCCUGGUACUGGCAAAACGCUGCUGGCCAGAGCAUGCGCUGCUCAGACCGAUGCCACCUUCCUCAAGCUUGCCGGUCCUCAGCUCGUCCAGAUGUUCAUCGGUGAUGGUGCGAAACUUGUCCGGGACUGUUUCGCUCUGGCCAAGGAGAAGGCACCGUCCAUCAUCUUCAUUGACGAGCUCGAUGCCGUGGGCACCAAGCGGUUCGACUCGGAGAAGUCUGGCGACCGCGAGGUCCAGCGGACUAUGCUGGAGUUGCUCAACCAACUUGACGGCUUUGCGUCCGACGACCGCAUCAAGGUCCUGGCGGCGACCAACCGUGUUGAUGUGUUGGACCCCGCCCUGCUCCGGUCGGGUCGUCUUGACCGCAAGAUAGAGUUUCCCCUGCCCAACGAGGAGGCGCGCGCCCAGAUUCUUAAGAUCCACAGCCGCAAGAUGAAGGUUGACCCCAACACCAACUGGAGCGAGCUGGCACGCAGCACGGAUGAGUUUGGUGGAGCCAUGCUGAAGGCUGUGUGUGUCGAGGCGGGUAUGAUCGCACUGCGGAUGGGCAAGAACAAGAUCAGCCACGAGCAUUACGUCGACGCCAUCGCUGAGGUGCAGUCCAAGAAGAAGGAGACGGUCAACUUUUACGCGUAAAAUCGACGACGAUCCAGCGAUUACGAAGCUCCUGGGCCUCUUUGGGAGAGAGGCCUACUGCUUUCUCGGUGGCAAAGGUCUUUUGCUUUCUGGAACUAGAGGGACGCCAAGAAGCGGCUGAGAGAGGUUCGCAUGGAGAUAGAAGGGUUUGGGCUACAUCUGUACGACUACAACAUGACUUUACCCCGAUGGCCCUCCAUGGCCUGACCAAUGAUGACGAUGGCAACAUGGUAUCCACCCCC